Messenger RNA from Podarcis raffonei (Aeolian wall lizard), 10050 nucleotides. It is a transcript of the gene FKBP5, whose product is annotated as FKBP prolyl isomerase 5. The transcript has 11 exons. Gene Ontology annotation, molecular function: protein binding; peptidyl-prolyl cis-trans isomerase activity. Bases 143 to 1513 code for a protein of 456 amino acids. The record is from RefSeq and is a predicted model, not a curated record. Lineage: Eukaryota; Metazoa; Chordata; Lepidosauria; Squamata; Lacertidae.
CCCUUUUUUCAUACUAUCGGAGACUUACUUGAGUGAUGGCUGAUUUGGAGCUAGGCAACUGGACCUACUUAAAGAUUUGAGAAAAGACCUUUGGAAGAAAAGCACCCUUUUGCUAAAGUGGUUGUGUCUGUGAAAUGAGACCAUGACAACUGAUGAGGCUACAAAGAAGGAAGGAGAUGUCCAGAGAGCAACUCUUGUUGAACAAGGCGAGGAUAUCACACCAAACAAAGACAAAGGAGUUCUGAAGAUUGUGAAGAGGCCAGGGAAUAAUGAUGAGUCUCCCAUGAUUGGAGAUAAGGUUUAUGUCCACUACAAAGGAAAGCUGGCCAAUGGGAAAAAGUUUGAUUCCAGCCGUGACAGGAAUGAGCCAUUUAUCUUCAGCCUGGGCAAAGGCCAGGUCAUUAAGGCAUGGGAUAUUGGGGUUGCCACCAUGAAAAGGGGGGAGAUCUGCCACCUGUUGUGUAAACCAGAAUAUGCAUAUGGUUCUGCUGGCAGUGUCCCAAAGAUCCCCUCAAAUGCAACACUCUUCUUUGAGAUUGAGCUGCUAGAUUUCAAGGGAGAGGAUUUAUUUGAGAAUGGAGGCAUCAUCCGCAGAAUCAAACAGAAAGGUGAAGGAUACUCCAAUCCCAACGAAGGAGCUGCUGUACAAAUCCAUCUGAAAGGAUUCUGUGAUGGCAGGAUGUUUGAUUGCAGAGAUGUAGCAUUCACUGUUGGAGAAGGAGAAGACCAUGACAUUCCCAUUGGAAUUGACAAAGCUCUGGAGAAGAUGCAAAGGGGAGAAAAUUGUAUCCUACAUAUUGGAGCACAAUAUGGAUUUGGUGAAGCAGGGAAGCUUACAUUUGGCAUAGGGCCAAAUGCUGAACUUGUGUAUGAAGUUACACUGAAAAGCUUUGAAAAGGCCAAAGAAUCCUGGGAGAUGGACACCAAAGAGAAAUUAGAGCAGGCUGGCAUCGUCAAAGAGAAAGGGACUGUGUACUUCAAGGAAGGCAAGUACCUACAGGCAAUGAUUCAAUACGGGAAGAUUGUAUCCUGGUUAGAAAUGGAAUAUGGCUUAUCAGAAAGGGAAUCUAAAGCUUCAGAAUCGUUGUUGUUGGCAGCCUUCCUCAACCUCGCCAUGUGCAACUUGAAGUUGCGGGAGUAUACGAAAGCUAUUGAGUAUUGCAAUAAGGCAUUAGCACUGGACCAGCUCAACGAAAAGGGCUUGUACAGAAGAGGAGAAGCACGACUACUCAUGAAUGAAUUUGAAUUGGCAAAGUGUGACUUUGAGAGAGUGCUAGAAGUGAAUCCACAAAACAAGGCAGCCCGGUCACAAAUCACUGUGUGUCAGAAGAAGACAAAGGAGCACAAUGAACGUGACCGAAAAAUAUAUGCCAACAUGUUCAAGAAAUUCGCAGAGAGAGAUGCAAAGGAGGAGGCCAGUAAACCCCCAGGAGAGGGAGAAGAAAAGUCUUGCUCUGAAAUUGGGCUUAAGGAGACAGUGACGGAAGGUGAAGAAGCAGAGGGCCACGUAUGAUUGUGCAGCAGAAAGACAAUCCUUCUGAAUUCUGCCUGCAUUCAAACAGGUUUCUGAAGAACUCAGAAUUCAACAGUGUUUAUUGUAAAGGUUGUUACAGUAGGCGUUAUUGUGGAAGCAAAAAGCCUAUUCAGCAGCUUCACAAGAAACUAUAAAAUCACAGCCACUACUGUGAGCAUUCUCGGCAGUGGAACAUGAGCAGAGCGACAGUAUGGGACCACUCCAAGUGGAACAAAUGGUUUUAACACACACAUACACACACAAACACACACACAAUGAGUCUUGGUUAUAGAAGAUUUUUACUGAGGUGGCUCAAAGAGAACUCAAUCAUUUUGCAUCAGUUCUAAAGGCAGUGACCAGGGUUCUAAAAAACGAGUUAGCAUUUAGGAGCUGUCAGCUGUAUAAUUUUGGCAUUGCAUUUGGUGUACUGUAGUAGCACCACAUGGGUGUAUGUUGUCUGUCUUAAACAAAAACAAAACAAAAGAUGCAACUGCUACCAACGCAAGGCAUCCCUCUGGCCCUACUAGAACCAUGUGGAAAGCAGUUUAUGGCUUUGAAAGCCAGACUCCUGGGAUCUUUUUCAGUCUGUCUUAUAUUUCCAAUGGGUUUCUGUAGCACAAACUGGUUUCUCAGGGAGCUGAGCAGUCCAAAUCACACUAUUAUUUUUAAAUGAUUGUUUGCUGGAAAGGUCCCUGACUCAUGGAUGUCUGAGCGUGCCACCUUCAAGGCAAGAGUAUCUUUUCUAUCCCCACCCAAUAAACUGCUGCAGGUAGAAUGAAAGGUGUACCUGGACUGAGUCAGGAACCCCCUUCUCCCCACAACACCAGUUGUGUGAGGGCACAUCUAUAGUCAAGUACUGUAGCCUGAGUCCUUUUAUGGAUUUGUCUUGCAGAUUUGCGGGAAAGGUAUGCAGUGAUAGACUUGGAUUAUGUGUUCAGUCCUUUUUAGGGGCUUUCCAGAUACCUUUCCUGAGAUUAUAAUACAGCAAGUAAUGAAGAUGUUAAGAAAAUUACAUUUCCUUUCAGGAAAUUAUUGCCAUUAGUCCUAUUAGCAAUCCAGUUUUAUUUUCCCAUCACAUUAUAAGCAUCUUAAGAAACAAAUAUAAUAUUUUGGUUUUAAAAUUCCUUGCUUGUUCUUGGGAUUCCUAUCUCAAAUUCUUACUUGGAUUUCUCCCCAGAAGCUGUGCCACUGUCUUGUUUUUGUUUGCUUUAUAAAGUGAAGAGGGUCCAUUCUGCAUCCAACCAAUGGUUUUUUCGAAAUGAUUUUAGCUUAAAGCAGCAAAUGUUCACUGCAGAUGAAGUAUCAGAGUCAUAUCAAUCUUCAUUGUUUCUCAAAAUACAUAACAGUACUGAAAUGCAACUCCUAGAGAAAGAUAAUUGUACUCAAGUCCCACUGAAAUUAUGAUGAUUUUAAGUGCAAAAAAAAUGUUUCUGAGUUUGGGUCAGCAAGUUUACUGAUCUGUAACGAAAUGCAAACAAAUCCACAGCAUAUACUGCUAUAGCACCAUUACAAACUAGGGCAUUUUGCUUUCCUAUAUACCAGAAAGACAACACUGCUAUGUUUUUAAACAAACUUUUUUUAAAAAAUGCUCUAAUUUUUUAAAAAGGGAAUUAACAAGUGUUUAACAUCUUUUCCUGUUAGUAUCUGUUUUAAAAAUGCAUUUUCUUUUUUCCUAUCUCUUCCUGGUCCUGCUGGAAGCACAGUUUUCUCCAUCUCUCCUCUCUACUUCACUGUUUGGUUGUUUAAACAAGCUAAAACCUUAUUAGUAACUUAUUCAAAUAAAACCAGCUACGGUAUGGUGCCAUUUCUCCUGGUGACAUGAGGAUGUCCCUAAAUAGUCUUUGAACAGGGGAAAAAGGCAGGUGUUCUCUUCUGGUGGAGUUCAGCACUUGAAAUUUGUGUGGUAGUUUCCUGCUGGUUAUUCUGUCAUCUUUAAAGGAAACUAAAACUCAGUCAACAGCCCAUCCUUCCCUGUAAAUUGUUGUACAUCUCUCUACGUAGUGAAAGUGGCUGAGCACUUUUCCAUACCCAGAUUUUGUUGUAGAUUCAUUUAGGUAGCCGUGUUGAUCUGAUGCAGUAGAAAUAUAUAAAAAUAAUAAAAAUAAUUUAAAAAUUGCCCAGUAGCACCUUAGAGACCAACUAAGUUUGUUCUUGGUAUGAGUUUAAGUGUGCACGCACACUUCUUCAGAUACACUGAAACAGAAGUCACCAGACUUCACUAUAUCUAAAGGUCUGGUGACUUCUGUUUCAGUGUAUCUGAAGAAGUGUGCAUGCACACAAAAGCUCAUACCAAGAACAAACUUAGUUGGUCUCUAAGGUGCUACUGGACAAUUUUUUAAUUAUUAUUAUUAUUUUACAGAUUUUGUUGGUUUAGGAUGGUGUGAGAUGAAGGGAUAAAAUCAUACUAAACAUGCACAGAAUAGCAAUUUGGCCGCAUGAAAUAAUGCUUAUACAACAGUUUGCUGUGUACCAAGCGUUUUGCAUUUCUAUACCAAAUCUUAGGCUUAAACUCUGUUUACAUGAACCAAAUUGGCAUAACAGGGAGCAAGUUCUUCAAGACUGCACGUCAUCAUUUUCAUUUUUGUUUUCUAUGAUAUUUACAUAAGCCACAUGGCUUAUUGUGAAAGUCUUAAACUCGCCCAUAAAAAACUAGAAGGAAAAUAAAUCUGUCCUGGGGGUGGGCUCUCAGUAUGGGGUUUUUCCCCCAGAUGAUGUUGGUGAUUUGCAGUGCUAGGAAGAGAGACCAAAUUGGUAGCCUUGACCUUUUGCUCCUGACAAAAUUUAUCUGCCUCCAGUGAUAAAACUGACUCAGUCCUCCAUAUGUUCUUGCUACAAAUGCAAGAAAGGGCAAACAACUCAGCACAGUUUUUUGUUUGUUUGUUUUUAAAAAGUGAAAUGGUACCAGGCACACAUUUUAUGUAGUUAUAAUUUCAGUUUUGCUAUGACCAUACAGGAAAGGCUUUUUAUCUAAAAGAGACCUGGCUUUGGUCCAUAAAGGCCCCUCCCUAGUAGGCAGCAGCAGUAGAAGCUACUAUGUUAUGUCCUCCAAAGAUAGAAUUUCAGAAUAAGGAGAAUGAUGGCCAUGUAGUAUUCAAAAUAUGUUCCAAGUUUUGUAGAGUUCCAUACUGUAUUUUAAGUUCACUUUUGCACUCUUCUAAAACCUAUGUCUGGGACAAGGUAGUCACUAAGCACAAUCCUAACCAUAUCUACUCAGAUGUUAGUCCUGUUAGAUUCAGUGGGACUUAUUCCCAGGUAAAUGAUGUUAGGAUUACAGCCUUAGUUUAUCAACCUCUGCCAGAAUUCAUUGUAGCCUUUCCCCCAUUUUCUGUUGUGGCUGUGUCAUGUGGUGAGCAUUCCAUAAUUUCCUCAAGCAACCCUUUUCUUGGCUUAACUAAUUCUUCCUCUUCUCACUACAUCUUUGCUCAGUUACCCUUGUUUAUCAUCAAAUUGCCCACUGAUCAUAGAACUUUGCUGAGGAUGCCUGACAGUUUUAUGUCUUGUGCCUGCUGUGGUUUGGAAACUUGAACCUCUAAAGGUGGAUGUUCAAGCAAUUUCCUGUUUUGCAAUCCUGUAGAUCUGUAGACUAUUUUUAGUUUUAUAUCUGUUGGAACAUCAAGAUAACUGCAUCUACCUCAGUAUUAAGUGGCUAUCAUUUUGUUCUUGAACAUGGCCAUUUGAUGUUCAUUUCUAUGCUCCAAACUAAAUUGGCUCUUUUCUAAAAUUCUAUUCCACACUGAACUAGAACCUCUGUUGUAUUGUUCCAAGCUGUUUGCACUAGCCCAAACUCUGUAGUACCUAGAUUAGGUUAUGCUAAGGAUACUCUUAUAAAAGAAAAAGAAGUGACUUCUAAGUCCUCUUUGGUAUUUGGCAUUGAAGUGGUAAUUUUUUGCUUCAUCAGAAAGAAAGGAUCACACCCUAUUAUUAACAGCUGAAUGCUUGUUGCCGGGUGAGUCUAAUUAUCCUGUGCUAUCAGAGGGUGGUGGCUCUCCUUGGCAGUAGGUUACUCCAAAAACCACCUUUUACCUGUUAGAAUCACCUGCUGAGAAAAAAAAGCAGAAUCAGUAGCAGACCACUUGCUAAAAUGACUUCUUAAUGUGCCAAAACAUUGCUGACCAUGCACUGCCUUUUCUAUUUUCUAUGCUCCCUCUCUAGUUCUUGUGCCUGUAUGGGGUGACUAACCAACUCAGGUGGCCUUUUUACUCUGCUAAGUCAUAAUUAUGUAUUCAUUGUAUCUGUGUUGUAACAGCAGACUAAAAAAAAUCCAGUCACAGUUUGUAUUAAGCCAGCUUCAAAAUUUCACACCCACCAUUCACAAUAUAUUAUUCUACUCAAUGUCCACUUCAGAUCCAUCUGAAGUGCAGGCAAUGCCAAAUACUCAGAUUCUUAACACUGUCUUAUUUGAGGGACUUUUUCCUCUUUCUCUCUUGAUCAAGAGCCAUUUGUCCUGGCAUCAUGAAAACCUAGACAUUUUGUAAAUUUCACCGGUUUCCUCAAAGUCUUAAUUCAACAGCCAGAAUUAGUAACAAAUUUAGCUUGACUCACUACCCCCUCUUGCUAUUUUGUUUCGCUGCCAUGAUGCUCACACCCAGGGAUACAUAAAUUUUGUGUGGUUACCACAGCCUGCCUGUUGCCCACUUGUGAAAAGGGGACAGGCUUGUGCCUGCAAUAAUGAUGGACUUGGUUUUCUGAGGCACUCAGAAGGAGUAAAAACUGUUUCUGAGCACCUCUGAACUCCAGUGUGACUUCAGAGAUAAACACCUAGCACUCUGUCCCUUGGUGUCUGCAACUGCUAAGGUUAAAAGUUAUGGGUAGGAUUCAGCCAAUGAGAUCUGUCAGCAGAAGCCCAUCCUAGUGUAGCAGGCCUUUCCCACUCUCCUUCCCAAAUUGGCUUUAGGGACAGGUCAGGAGAACCCUCAGAACAGUGUAUGGAGAGAAGGGGGUGGAUUAUUCAUGCUUGGAAUGAUCUGCUUAGCAUUGCAUUUAAUUUCUUCCUUUGCUUGCUGCAGGCAAGUGCAUUUGUGGACCCAUAACUGUGUUGCUAUUUGUUUUCUGGUAGUGUAAAAUUUUGAAUGCAACACAAUUCCUCCGAGUCAGCAAAGUUUCUGCAUUCUGCAUGGAAUUUCUUUUCUGGCUAGAAUGACCUUGCAGCUCUUAGUUAAGAAAUCAGUACCUGAAAGAACAAGCAGGUUGGUAAUCAUCCAAGUGGGUUAAAUGUGUCUUGCACCUUAAUAGUUUGAAAGUUUUUCUUCAAAUAAAACACAAAAAACAGAAGAUGACAAGACGCAGCUGUAUUAAUGUAUUAUUGGUAGCUGGGAAAUGAAGCACUGUAGCCAGCUAUUUUACCAGAGGUCUCGUGUUACAAGGAUAGUAUACAAGGGAUUUCUGACCCUCUUAACUUUCUGGACCACUACAUAUCCUGAAAACUUUGGAAUAGGGAGAGCCAAGUUACGUAGAAGGUUUAAAGGGGUGGGUUAGGUGGAUGCACAGAUGGUGUGAAUGGCUAUUAGCUAGAAUAACUAGCUGGAAAUUUCCAUGAUCAUAGAUAAGGUGCCUCUAAAUUAACAGAUGUUGGAGAAGAACAACAGAGAAAAGUCAUCGCCGUCAUGCCGUGCCUGUGAUCCUUCCAGCAGUAUCUACCUGGUCACUAUAGGGAAUAGAAAUAAAUGAACUUUUAUUUAAUCCUUUAAGGCAAUUUUCAUAUCCUUGUGAACUGAGGUCUCUACUAAGCUUUGCUUUGCUUUGCAUAUAUAAACAUGUGCUUCCUGCCCAGGAUUCUAUGUCUUGUGUUGUACAGAUAGAGCUUCUCUUGUCCGCUCUGUUGAGGAGAAUCAGAAAGCCCGCUCCAAGCAUGUGUGCAGCAAAGAAUUGUGCUCAGAGAGGAGCAACACUCAGAGAAACUAUGUUGUGUACUCUGAAAAUUAUUUAAGGAUUCAGAAUGCAUACUUGUGAGCAGAGCUAGCCCACCUUUUUGCCUGAGGUGGAACAUCAAGUACCCACACACCCCAAAAGUCGAGGUGCAUACACAAGGCAGGCAGGUUAUUUUGGCAUUUGAGGCAGAAAAUCCCACAAAUGUUUAUCUGCUGGAAUAAAAUGGCAACUUUUGCAACACCCAGAAACUUCUGCCUGAGGCAGCCACUGCACUUUGUUUAAUGGUUGGUGGCAUGUGAGACCGCUUCAUUCAUUCAUUCAUUCAUUCAUAUAUAUAUAAUACAAGGUUAAUGCAAGUCUUGGGGAAACUGUAUAAAGCAGCCAUCUAAAUUACUAAGGGGGAAAGUGUCCAUCCCCUCCCAGCUCAGAUGCAAGUGGUAUUUUAGUAACAUAAUGCACAGAACAAACUAUAGGAGCUGAAGGUGGGGAGUUUUUUUGGGGGGGGUGAUACAGUUUAAUAGAGAGUUGGAGGUACUCCCAUGCAAUCCUUACAGCUUGGGUCUCUGGUAUUCAAAGAGCUAUGAUACAGAGCCUACAGGCCUUGUGUGCUGUUUCUCCCCAAAGUACUAUGAACUUUAAUACCAGGAAAUAAAGCUGCAUGCUUGGCGCCCAAAGGGACAGGACAGAACUGUGGAAGCUAUUGGCAGGAGCAGUUAGCUGCCAUAUUACUUGCCCAGGGGAAAUGGUUAGUUGCACCUUGUGAACAGGUAGGUAAAUAUCAAACUACAGGACGGGUGUAAAAAAUACACAGGUGGUUGCAUGAGAGCAGUGGGCAUAUGUGUUGGGAAGCCAGGUUGUCUGCGCAUGCAAUAGUGUUCUGAUGUGUUGUAUUUGUACUACUACUAAUUUACCGCACUUUAAAUUUAGGCAUCUUGCACAACCCUGGUCCAGCCUCUCUUUACUAGGCCACAUUGGUUUUCACCCCCCACAGUGAAAUAGCACAUGCUACUUUUUAAUGCAGCUUUUCUAACCUGAAUGCUUAUCUCCCCGUCAAGGGGGGAAAUAACAUGAAGUGGCCUUGAAAGAGAGAGGCGACUGAGAAUUUCAAUUACCAUUUACAGGAAAAAAUGCAGAGCAAGCACCUACCUCUCCAGGCCAGAGACUCUGUACCUCCCUUCUUCAGGAGAAUAAAUGCCUUGCUCCAUUGAUACAAGGGCAGGGCUUCUAAAUAGCAUUUUACAAGUUGCUUUCAGUCCAUCUUCAGCACUUUUGAGGAACAGAGGAAGGGAAAGAUACCUUAUUCUGAAGUGUCCUCAAAGCCUGUUGCAAAUGCAACAGAAGCCCCAGACACCAUGGCCUUAAGGUGAAAUUCAUUCACUGUCUUUUCUCUCUUCAUUCAGACCUUUCCUGAAGCUACAGGUUUUUCAGAGUCCAUUUAUUUCUCACCAAUUGGAUUUGAGGUAUUGCUACUCAGGCAGACAUCUGAAUCCUCUCUCUUCCAUGCUGCUGGAGGCAAAAUAGGUCUAUAGCCACAAGUGAUAUCUAUUUCCUCUUUUUCAGUAACUGGAACAAAGGAGCACAGCUGCAGCAUUAAAUCUGUGGAAGGGUUCAGUUUUCAUGCGUUUUGAGGGUGAAGGCAUAUAACAUUUUUAGAGUGGAGAGGCCAUAUUCAAUUUAAACAUGUAUUUUCCUCUUUUGGGCAAAUGUUUAAAAACCAGUUCCAUAAAACUGCAGUGUUAGAUUUGAAGCAAAGAAAAGCCAGCUGCGUUGUGCAGAUUGGCAAGUGCCGGUGGCCUGAUCACUGCACAUAUGUGCACAUCAAUCCUCACAGCAGUUUUGCAUCUUUCUUGCAUGUUUACAUUUUUAAUACAGUACGUUGAGGAAGAAUGACUAAAUGUAUAUGUGCCACUUUAAAAUAAAAAUGCAUAGUGUACCUGAAGCAGAAUGAGAGGGUCAAAACUGAUGAUCAAGACUUCACCCUCUAUUUCUUAUAUAUACUUGGAGUCCAGUGAUAUUGCAUAUCCCUGUGCAAUGCGCACAUAAUAGCUAGAAACUAGAAGUCAUUCAGUAAAAAAGAAAAAAGCCACCUGUUUCCGGCUUUCACCCACCUUUAUUUUCUUUUCUGCAGAGUAAAAAAGAGUCAUAAAGAAGCUCUCUCCGCCAAUUGGGCAUCACGCAAAAUAAUUGUGUUCUGAUGUAUACAUACAGCAGAAGCUGUUCUGAAUCUCAUUGUUGGCAUUGCCUGUUUUGUUUUCUUUCCAGUACCAGGGUCUAGUUAUUAGAAGAAAAUGCCUCCAGUGCAAUUUAAAGUGGCAAAGGGUGGUGUGGCAGAACUACCGUAUGUCUCUCACUAAAACAUAGCACAGCAAUGUAAUACAGUUUCUAAUGUGGCACGACUCUGCUGAGUGGAAGGUAAUGAAUGAGAACAAUUUUUAUUAAAUGGGGUAGAAAGGCAAUUACAUACUGCUUAAGAUCGCACACUGCUGGGGUGGGGCAGAGGUGGGUUGUCCCAAGGGUGUCCUCAUGGUCUUUAUAUCCUUGGAGAGUGGGGCCUUCUCAGAACACCUCUUACAGAAACUUAAAGCACUUAUCAGUGUUGGGGAAACUGUUUUACCCCUACUUGUGUCAAAAACAUGAAAUAAAAAUAAAAUCUGACCUUUUUUCCACCA